AUGGUGACGAUCUGUACCUACAAUGCACGUACACUUGCAUCCGAGUCCUCGAUAGAAGAUUUGCUCAUGCAACCAAGAAGGACAAGGUACGACGUCAUCGACCUGGCCGAGACGAGAGCACGUCAGCCGCUCAACGCCGUCUAUGACACCGGAGAAGAACUGUUCAUCGGAAAAUGCGACAGUAGAGGAGUCGGCGGCGUCGUCGUUUUCGUUAACAAGAGUUUGUCCAUGAACAUCGAGUUUACGAUUAAAAAGACGUGGAUCAAUCCCGGCUUUGACAAUCUUCGUUGCUUACGCCCCGACAUCAAACUAUGA
This is a messenger RNA of Angiostrongylus costaricensis, 315 nucleotides long. NCBI's taxonomy places the organism in Eukaryota, Metazoa, Nematoda, Chromadorea, Rhabditida, Metastrongylidae. The record is from the annotation of a GenBank genome assembly.